AUGAGAAAUAAGGACAUUCUCGAGGAGGAAGAAUUCUUAUCUAACACUGAAGAAAGAGCCUCUCUUGACCAAACCACGUUUUCUGCAAUGAAGACCUUUGAAAUCAGUGAUACAGAGCCCAAGAAGAGAAAUGGGGUGAAGUGCUUCAUGGUCAUGGUGGUCAUCUACCUGAUUCUGCUCUCCAUAGGCGCUGGGUUGCUGGUGAUGGAAGUUCGGAUUCUGCAGAAGCGGCUCUGGGUCCUAGAGAUUCACUUUGAAAAUGAGACACUGGCCUCCGAGGAUCAUCCAUCCUACUCCUUACUCUGGUCAGAGUACCUCCCUCACUCGGCUGCAGAUGCACCAAGGCUGCAAGUCCUGCAGGCCCAGUUGAUCCAGGUCCACAACAGGCAGAAGCGCCUGCUGCAGCAGGUGGACAACUUCACUAAGAACCAAGAGCUGUUCCAGAUCAGAGGCGAACGCGGUGCUCCAGGUCCCCCAGGACACCAAGGGCUGCCGGGAAUCAAGGGAGAGGCAGGCCUCCAAGGACCCAAGGGUGCUCCAGGGAUGCAAGGAGCCACUGGACCUCAAGGAGAGAAGGGCAGCAAAGGCGAUGGGGGUCUCAUUGGCCCCAAAGGGGAAACUGGUGCUAAGGGAGACAAAGGAGACUUGGGCCUCCCAGGAAGCAUGGGAGUGAAAGGAGAAAUGGGAGUCAUGGGACCCCCUGGAGCCCAGGGGAGUAAAGGCGACUCGGGGAAACCAGGCCCCCCAGGUGUAGCUGGAAUUCCUGGAAUCAAAGGACAUCAAGGACAACCUGGAGAAAAGGGACUUCAAGGCCCUCCGGGUGCGGCAGGAUCCCCAGGUGCCAAGGGUGAGCCUGGAAGCACUGGAGCCACCGGACCAAAAGGACUUCAAGGACAGAAAGGAACAAAAGGAGAUUCAGGAGUUCCAGGCUCUGCAGGCGUGAAGGGUGAAAAGGGAAGCCCAGGCCUGGCAGGCCCUAAGGGUGACCCUGGACCAAGUGGCCGAAAGGGAGACCCAGGACUGAAAGGAUCUUCUGGGCCACAAGGAGUAAAGGGAGAAAAAGGUCAAAAAGGUGAAUCCCUAGUAUCCGUCAGGAUUAUUGGCUCUGCGAACCGAGGCCGGGCUGAAGUUUUCUAUGAUGGUGCCUGGGGGACAAUUUGCGAUGAUGACUGGGACAAUUCAGAUGCCACUGUAUUCUGCCGCAUGCUGGGCUACUCUACGGGAACAGCCCUUUUCAAUAUGAAAGCUGGCGCUGGAAACAUCUGGCUGGAUAAUGUUGCAUGUCGUGGAACAGAGAUGACUCUGUGGAGCUGCAACAAGAAUAACUGGGGCUCCCACAACUGCAACCACAAUGAGGAUGCUGGCGUGGACUGCAGAUGACCCUCCCCAGCCUUUGUACUGCUCUGUCCCCAAGGUGUCUGCAGGCAGAGAUACUCAGCUCUCUGAGGGGUUUCCAGGAAGAGGCUGAGCAGCCUCUGGGGUGGAGUCAUUAAUAAAGCU
This is a messenger RNA of Pteropus alecto (black flying fox), 1500 nucleotides long. RefSeq names its product macrophage receptor with collagenous structure (gene MARCO). The coding region runs from base 1 to 1380 and encodes 459 amino acids. The transcript is spliced from 15 exons. Gene Ontology annotation, cellular component: membrane. Lineage: Eukaryota; Metazoa; Chordata; Mammalia; Chiroptera; Pteropodidae. The record is from RefSeq and is a predicted model, not a curated record.